GGCGUGAAUAAUAAACACACACAAUCAUUUUUUUUUUGUUGAUAUAUAAAAGCUAGCUCAGUGUUAGCAUGAGUUUACAACACCGUGGCGAAGUGAAAGUCUCUGACAGUUGAUUUUGAUCACCGGAGCUGUAAUUUUCUUCGACAAAAGAUGUGUGAACCUACAUGCUAUCUAGCAUUAGCUGCUAAUACUAGCCUUCUCUCUCGAGUUCACUGUUGCCAGUGUUAACCCAGCGAUCCUCGCAACCAAGUUACCGUGACGAGCUGGUUUAAGUGGCGAACCAGAACCUUUUCAGUGUGGGCUUUAUAAAAUGUCUGGCACGUCGGAAAUGAGCCUGCCACCCGAGUGGAACGACGACGAGCGGAUGAACUUUAUGUUCUCCGAGUUCAAGGAGAACCGGGACGUGAACACCACGGACUGGGACAGUAAGAUGGACUUCUGGACAGCUCUCAUCAUGCGGAGCUGCAGGCGGCGCGGCUCCGUGAUUGUCAACCUACAGGACCUCAACAAAACCUUCCAAAGGAAAGAGAAAACACCGCUGGGCCUUUCGACUGUAAUCCAGACCAUGGCCAGGUGUGGGAAGAUCCAAAGAGAGUCUGAGUUCGCCGCCAGCGUGGACUGUGGGUGGGUUUCCUGGAGUGUGGGGAUGCUGCUGGUGAAGCCACUCAAGUGGACCUUCUCCACGCUUCUGGGCAGCAACAGAGUUCCUCUGGAGGAGUCUUUCGUUGUUAUCGAGCAAGUAAAGGAGAAAGCCGCGGAACUGCUAAAGGUCUACCGAAGCAGUGACUUUUCAAGCUGCUCCAUCAUCUCAUUUCAAGAGCUGUACACUCUCGCCUCCAACAUCUGCGCUGAUGAAAGCACCCUGUGCAUGGCUCUGCUGCAGCUGCAGAAGGACAAGCUGGUCAUAGUUUCCUUGCACGAGGGAGAGAAGAUUGUGAAGUUUUGUCAGCCAGGACAGGAUCGUGUGUCUCCGGUUAGUGACGUAGACAUCGGGAUCUACCAGCUGCAGCGCAGCGAGAAACUUCUGGAAGAGCGUGUGCAGAAACUGAGCCUGGAGGCUGACAGGUGCAAAGAGGAAGCAAGAAUUCUGCUGCGAGACGGGAAGAAAACACAGGCGCUGAGGUGUUUGAGAGGCCGGAAGAGAGUGGAGAAGAGAGCAGACAGCUUGUUCGCCAAGCUGGAGACCAUCAGGGGAAUCCUGGAACGAAUAGCGCAGUCGCAAACCGAUAAGAUGGUUAUGCAGGCCUACCAGGCUGGAGUGUCUGCUCUGAGGAUGUCGCUUAAAGAUGUGACUGUGGAGCGCGCCGAGAGCCUGGUGGAUCAGAUCCAGGAGUUAUGCGACACGCAAGAUGAGGUGAAUCAAACCAUUUCCAGUGGUGUAACUGCUGCAGUAGAUGAAGACAUGGACGAGUUGGAGAAGGAGCUGAAAGCGUUGCUGGAUGAGUCAGAGCCAGAUGUGAACACAUCAGGUCUACCUGCAGUCCCAACGAACCGCCUGGGUCCCGCCGGUGAGCAGAUCCUCAGUCCUCUGCCUGACGUACCCCGCGGCCACUUGCAUGUUACCGCUGACGUGCUAGAGGAGGAACUGAAUCGAUUAACCUUAUCAGAAACAGGAUCUCCACAGAGGAAGGCAACGUCACCAGAGAGGAGAGCAGAGGCCGCUCAGUGAUUUUCAUCGACAUCCAAUUCAAAACAAAGCACUUUACUUCUUUCAAUAAAGACAAGUACAGAGGAGGCAUGCCAAUCUGGACUUUCCAACAAAUAGUGCCGGUCUACUUUUUAACUUGCUUGCUGUCGUAAUUUGAAUAACCCUUUGGCUCCAGUGGGAAUGCUUUUAAACCGGUUAAGAGAACCGUACAAAUGGUUUGUCCUGUGUUUAUGGAUUCUACGUGGAUGCUCGUCAUAGACCGUUGUGUAAAGUGUGUGACAGUGGCCUUCUGAGGUGUAAAGACGAAGCUGUGUAAUGCCAAAUGAUUUAUCAUAACCAAGUUUAUUGUUGAGAUGUACCUGGAAGGAUGGAAAAGAAUGCCUAAAGUGAGUUUAACCAAAUAUGUUUGUCAAAAAAUAAAAUUUAUUUUAAUCACUUGUCUUGAGGUUUAUUUGCGUUAAAUCAAUAAAAGAUAAAAAGCCCUGUUGGUCUGCACUCAUCCUAGCAACACUGACCUAUUGGACAACAUUGUGAAUCCUCUUCUCAUUUGAUUGUUUCAAAAUGUCUGACGAUGUCCGACAAAAUAGUUUUAAGGUGACUCCUCUGCGCCAUGGCAACUUCUGUCCUUUUCAAGUUAAAAUCCACUGUCUUGGGUAAUUUCUCCUUUUGAUUAGUAAGUUUGGUAAUCUAAUAAUCAUCUAACUGUAAUAGUGUGACAAGAUGUCAAUUUAUAUUCUUGCUGAAGCACAAAUGGUGGCCCCGAGUUCAAAAUGGCAAGUCAUCAGAUGUGUCACUAUCCAUGAUAAAAAAUUAAAAAAUACUGAAUAUUUUUGUGACAGUUCCCCCGUACCUCAUCCUAGGGGCACCGCUGUUGACAAACAAACCUGGCCCAGUAAAGUGACCUUUCCUCCAGCUUUUCUGACACUCAUUCGAACCAAGUAACCAAACCAAAAGCAUGGCAGUAAAACAAUCAUUUGUAUUCUUUAAUGACAAGUGAUUUUAUUGUGAAAAGCAGGCUAUUAAGAGAUUUAAUUACCAUUAUUGUGGUGGUGUGAUAGGUACAGAGUGCAUCAGGAUUGUUGCUUUUCUUUUUUUGUCUUCUUUUUUCCCGCUGGGUCAUUAAUAAACAAUAAAUUAAAAAAACAACUCAUUACAAAUUGACAGCCUUUUAAAAAGUACAGUUGGUAAUAUCACAAUGUCCAGCAGUGUUUUAAAAAUGCCCUUGUACGACAAAAAGCAUUAAUGAAUAUUGUUCAAACCUAAACGAAAUCCUCCGUCAUCUUUCCUCAGACACGCCCGCGCUCUCCUCCUCGCUCACACACGCAGAAACACUCCCUACUUCCAUAUAUAUAUAUAUAUAAAUAUCCAUAUUGCAUUAAAAUAUGUCCAGCGCUGCUUCCUUCUACGAAGCAAAGGAAAAGCUUCGACUCGAUAACCGGCACAUUUCAGUUACACACAUCGCAGCUUCUACCUACGGUCACGUGAGUAUACAGAUACCAAAUAAAAAAAGACAUUUACGGAGCAGCAGUGUUAUUACGUCACCUCUAUCCUACGAAGCUGCUGCUGACGUCUUGCUAUAUAGACUGCUGCUACCUCCUCUGUACUCCAGAUAUGUAACGGUGACUUCUAGCCAUGACUACGUUUCACAGCUUGAGCACGACUAGGCCGGUUAAGCAGGCACUGACGCAGAUAUUUGGCUGAGAAUUGGUUGUUUGCACCACAUAAAACAGAUCCGACAGGUCGAAGCAAAAAGGUCAAGAUGUGAAAAGUACAAAAAAAAAAAAAAACACAACUCAUUGGGAGAU
Messenger RNA from Xiphophorus hellerii (green swordtail), 3453 nucleotides. It is a transcript of the gene chmp7, whose product is annotated as charged multivesicular body protein 7. Gene Ontology annotation, biological process: vesicle budding from membrane; late endosome to vacuole transport via multivesicular body sorting pathway. The transcript has 10 exons. Gene Ontology annotation, cellular component: cytoplasmic side of plasma membrane; ESCRT III complex; multivesicular body. The coding region runs from base 311 to 1669 and encodes 452 amino acids. NCBI's taxonomy places the organism in Eukaryota, Metazoa, Chordata, Actinopteri, Cyprinodontiformes, Poeciliidae. The record is from RefSeq and is a predicted model, not a curated record.